This is a messenger RNA of Metschnikowia bicuspidata var. bicuspidata NRRL YB-4993, 950 nucleotides long. RefSeq lists its product as uncharacterized. Gene Ontology annotation, biological process: mitochondrial respiratory chain complex III assembly. The transcript has a single exon. The coding region runs from base 176 to 610 and encodes 144 amino acids. NCBI's taxonomy places the organism in Eukaryota, Fungi, Ascomycota, Pichiomycetes, Serinales, Metschnikowiaceae. The record is from RefSeq and is a predicted model, not a curated record.
AACUCUGGAACAACCCUACAUCCACUAUUUACCCAGAUCUUGAAUACUCGAAACCCAACAUUUACCCAGAACUCUCAAAUCUCUCGAAACCCAACAUUUCCCUUCUUCCUCCUCUUCCUCCCAUGGCAUGACCAAACAUUGGCUCCACUCACCGAUCGCAUGUACCUCACCUGCAAUGCCAGGUGCGCGCAUCGAAAUCGCGAAGAGCCAAAGUCAUCAAAUCCAUCACCAACUAAAAACCACAUAUUCCAGUGCCAUGUCCCGCCAAGCGUUGACCGCAUACCGCCAUGCACUCCGCGCCACCCGUGUUGCUUUCAACGGCGACAAUUUUAUGUUGCUCUCCGCACGGGCCAAAGUAAAGGAGAGCAUAUUGGCCAACCGCAAUCUUUCUGAUGAGCAGGAGACGGCCAAGUCCGUGCAACAUCUCGAUGAGGUGGCAGCUUUUUUGGCCAAGAACAUUGUCCAGGGCGAGAAGCAAGAAAACGACCGCUAUCAUUUGAAGUUUCAUGCGAAAACCGAGCUUGGCAGCAACGACACCAUCAAAGAAAACAGCAAGGCCAACUUGGGCUCUUUGGCCGGAGUUAAGGUGAGAAAGUGUUCAGACAAGUGAAUACCAGAAGGACUCGGUAAUCAGAAGGACUCAGUAAUCAGAAGGACUCAGUAAUCAGAAGGACUUGGUAACAAGAAGGACUUGGUAACCAGAAGGAAUUUGGGAUCAAACGCUGUCUGGUGGUCCUCGUAGACAUGUAUAUAUAAUGAAAAGAAACUAGAUCAUGUGCCGUAGGGUGUAGUUGUUUAUGUGUUGAUGGCCGUUUCUGCUGUGGGCACGUUUGCCUGGAUCUGACAUGGUGACGAUAGCUGGGGUUAGGAAAAUCGCAAGCUGGGGCUUCGUGCCAGGCCAAACGGCUAUACAUGCCUCGUCAAAUGAUAUUUUUCUGCGGAUAAAAGCU